Molecule: messenger RNA, 1638 nt
Organism: Thyridium curvatum
Lineage: Eukaryota; Fungi; Ascomycota; Sordariomycetes; Thyridiales; Thyridiaceae
Exons: 7
Coding region: 1-1638 (545 amino acids)
Biological process (GO): transmembrane transport
Cellular component (GO): membrane
Molecular function (GO): transmembrane transporter activity
Source: RefSeq, a predicted model, not a curated record
AUGUCUUCCGACGAGCGCACGCCGCUCCUGCAGCAAAAUGGCCACACCAAUGGCACCGUCGCCGAGGCCAAGAAGCCGUCCAGGCUGUCCUCGCUGCGGCAUCCGGCCAACCGCGUGCUCCUGGCCGGCUUCCUGAUCACGCUGUCCUUCAGCUACACGCAGGUGCCCCUGCUCUACGUGUUCCGGGAAAUGGAGUGCGACGUCUUCUACACCAAGAACCCGCCCUUCGCGGGCCCCGGCGACCGGUGCGACCGCAACGAGAUCGCGGCCGGGACGGCGCAGCAAGUCAGCAUCUUGAGCAUGACGACUACGUUUGCAGGCACGUGGAACCUGUUCAUCUCGGGCCAGCAGGUCAAGCGAUGGGGGCCCCGCGCCGCGCUACUGUUGCAGACCAUCAUCCCGGCCUUCCGGGUCCUCACGCAGAUCUUCGGCGUGCUUGCCGGGGGCCAAGCCGGCAUCUGGAUCAUCCAGACCACCCAGGUCAUCACCAUCCUGGGCGGCCCUGCUGGAUACAUUCUGGUUAUCAACACCAUUGCCGGAGAGCUCGUGCACCCGUCGGAAAGGACUGCCAUUUUCGGUAAGCUGCAGGGCAGUCUCAUGCUAGGGCAGGCGAUAGGGUUCUUGGUGGGCGGUAUGAUCGGUGACAAGUUUGGCGUUAUAAGCCCAUUCCAGGUUGCCUUCUGCUCGUUUCUUGUCUCGAGUCUGUUUGCACGCCUCACAAUUCCCUACAUCUCGGCAGAGACACUAUCGGAUCCCAAAAGAAGCGCCAAGGGUCUUGCCGGUUUCUUCGCACCGCUCAAGGUUCUCUGGCCUCAGAAUCUUCGCCUCGCAAGCGGACGCCCUGCGAAGCACUACGGCAUUCUGUUUCUGUGCUGCGGUGUGUUUCUCGGAGUGCUCGCGACCGGCUAUGCCCCGACUCUGAUGCAGAUGUACGCAACGACUGUGUUCCACUUCGACCAGUCAGACAACGGCUGGCUCAUGUCCGGCAACGCGCUGAUGCGGGCCUUCUUCCUCAUUGUCCUCUUCCCGAGAAUCAUCUCCGUCGGGCGCAAGUGGUACUCGAACCGAUACGAGACUGAAACUAAGAACGACGAGCCGCUGCCAACGGAACCCCAGGACUUUGACGCGCCGACUGGUACCCAAGGAGCGCGUGAGCCCGUGGUCCCGGAGGCGACUUAUGACAGCGCAGCUUACGGCUUCGACCUCUUCUUCUUGAGGUGGAGUCUCUUGGUUGACGGGGUCAUGACCGCUUCCGCGGCAUUUGCCACUCAGGGGUGGCACGCCUAUCUCGUUGCGUUUCUGCUUCCCUUCGGAUCGGGUACAGCUCCGGCAGCAAAGGGCGUCAUCACCGAGAUGUGUCCCAAGUCCCAGCGGACCGACGCUUUGAAUGCAAUCACGCUGGUCGAGAACAUCGCCAGGCUGUCGACCCUCGGCCUAUUUGGUUUCAUCUUCUCAGCCCUGGCCGAGAUUGGCCAAGUACACUUGACAUUCUUUGUCAAUGGUGCUAUUGCGGUGUUGGGCAUGCUCGUCCUGCUCCUGUCGCACUUCCCGGCCCGGGGGAGUGCGCUUGUCGAAGAGCGUGCUGAGGAGGAGGAGUCUCAAGUGAGUGGACAAGAUGACGAAAGUCAGCAAUCUUGA